Molecule: messenger RNA, 738 nt
Organism: Teleopsis dalmanni
Lineage: Eukaryota; Metazoa; Arthropoda; Insecta; Diptera; Diopsidae
Product: coiled-coil domain-containing protein 22 homolog
Exons: 1
Coding region: 1-738 (245 amino acids)
Biological process (GO): positive regulation of ubiquitin-dependent protein catabolic process
Molecular function (GO): cullin family protein binding
Source: RefSeq, a predicted model, not a curated record
AUGCAUGAACGCACAUGUGUCGUUCUUGAAAACCCAAAAGAAAAUAUAGCCAAACUUGAAAACCUUAUAGCCACAACAAAGGAACGACGCAAAACAAGGGAACAGCAAUGGCAGAGCUAUCGCAAGCCAAUGGAAGAGACACUUAAAGUGUUGCAAACUGCAAAACAAGCAAAAAACGUACAAAACGUACUGGAACUACGAGAAACAAUCACACAACUGGAACAAACACUACAUGAGAAAAAUAUUCAACAUGCACAACUAAGUGAAGAACUCAAAAAUAAUCCAAAUGCAGCGGCUUUACGCAAGGAAUACACACGUAGGAUACUAGAAUUCAUAGGAAAUAUACGGAAGCAACGGAAUGAUAUCUUUAAGGUCUUGGAUGAUACGCGUGACUUACAAAAACAAUUGAAUGCUGUCUCAGCACAACUGCAACGUCAAUUCAACUAUACUGACGACUUACUAUUCCAGAGUGCCAAGCACGAUUUACAUGCCAAGAAAGCCUAUAAACUGUUGGCCACACUGCAUGAAACCUGCAGUCAUCUUGUUGAAUUGGUUUCACAAACAGGUAAUGUCACAAAGGAAAUACGAGAUCUUGAAGUACAAAUUGAUCGUGAAAAAAUGAAAAAUAUUGCUCUGAGUCUUGAACAGAUAUCGGCGGAUAUACGUAAUUUUGAAAUCGUUAUCAAAAAUAUACAAACUGAAAUACAUAAGGUCGAAAAUAAAAUAACUGCAGGUUAA